Messenger RNA from Daphnia pulex (common water flea), 2060 nucleotides. RefSeq names its product ATP-binding cassette sub-family G member 1-like. NCBI's taxonomy places the organism in Eukaryota, Metazoa, Arthropoda, Branchiopoda, Diplostraca, Daphniidae. The transcript has 10 exons. The coding region runs from base 113 to 1990 and encodes 625 amino acids. Gene Ontology annotation, cellular component: plasma membrane. The record is from RefSeq and is a predicted model, not a curated record. Gene Ontology annotation, molecular function: ATP hydrolysis activity; ATP binding; ABC-type transporter activity.
UCAGAGCCUUCCCUUAAUUGUUGAAAUAGUCUUAGUGCCCAAACUGAGGCAGUCGAUUGACUAACUGUUUACCGUUUUAGUUUUUGUCUAAACUGAAUUUAUCACAUUUGAAAUGGACGCAACCGGAAUGGACGAGACCAAAUUAAUUGAGUGGAAUAGCUCAACUACACCAAUGCUACUACAACGGAGCCAAAUUAGCCAACCUACGUUGCUGGAUCUUAAUUUUCGUGAUCUGAGCUACACCACUGGGAAAGGUGCAAGUGCAAAGACAAUUUUACACCAAGUGAGUGGCACCUUUAAGUCUGGCCAAUUGAUUGCCGUAUUAGGGCCGUCUGGAGCAGGGAAAACUUCGCUCAUGAACAUUUUAGCUGGCGCAAAGAAAACCGGAGUGGAAGGCCGAGUGGAGAUUAAUGGCUCUGAACGGAAUUUAAAAACAUUUCGCAAACAGUCGGCGUUCAUCACACAAGAGGAUCAUCUACUGCAAGAUUUAACUGUCGAAGAGUACGUGUUGGCUGCAGCUCAUUUGAAAUUGGGAAACGGUGUCUCUGAAUCAGAAAAGAAAUCGACAAUAGAACAUGCCAUGAAAAUAUUAGGGCUGGCAGAUAGCCGGCAAACCCGCGUUUCCCAUUUAUCUGGAGGUGAAUGCAAACGACUCUCCAUCGGACUGGAAAUCAUCAAUAAUCCAUCCAUUUUAUUUCUAGACGAACCAACCAGUGGAUUGGACAGCUCUUCUACCGUGCAUUGUGUGGCGUUGCUGGGCGAAAUUGCUAGGAGUGGGCGAACAGUGGUCACCACCAUCCAUCAGCCAAGUUCGCGAUUGUUGGGAUACUUCGACCACCUGUACAUCGUGGCGGGUGGAUUUUGCAUUUAUCAAGGACCCGUUAGACAUUUGGUACCUUAUUUCCAAUCAAUGAACUUGAUCUGCCCCAGUUACCACAACCCAAUCGAUUUCGCGAUGGAUGUCGCUUGCGGACAAUACGGAAUCGUGCUCGCAGAUUUGGUUUCUGGUGUCAAAAACGGUCGACUCAAUUUUCAAAACAGUUGUAAACCUAGUUCAUCAAACGAUACUCAAUUUUGCAAUGAAAUCGAGGAUGUUUCCAUUCCGGAAGGCCGGAAGAAAGGGGUCAAACGUCUAGGAAGAUGUAAUUACGCUGCUCCUUUUCAUACUCAAGUUAUUGUCUUGCUUGGCCGAACUUGGAGAACUAUAUGCAGGGAAAAGAUGCUAACUACAAUGCGCUUAGCCGCUCACGUCUUGAUUGGCCUUUUGGUUGGAAUGCUGUUCUGGUUUAUUGGGAACGACGCAAAUGCCAUCCUAAGCAACGCGGGAUUGCUCUUCUUCAACCAACUUUUCAUUUUGUUUACCUCCUUGACGCCGACUGUCAUUACCUUUCCGUUAGAAAGGAAGGUACUUUUCCGGGAACAUUUGAAUCACUGGUACAGCCUCAAAGCCUACUACCUCGCUAAAACGCUAGCCGACAUUCCUUUCCAAAUGAUUUUCCCUACUGUCUAUUUGGUGAUCGUUUACUUGAUGACCAAUCAACCAAUGAGCAUGGAUCGAUUCGGUAUGUUACUGGCCAUUACGAUUUGUAUGUCCUUGGUUGGACAAGGCGUCGGACUCUUAUUUGGAGCCGCUUUUAACAUCAAACUGGCUGUGUUCCUUGCGCUGUCCUGCUUAAUGCCGUUCAUGGUGUUCUCCGGAUUCAACGCCACAUACGACUCUAUUCCGGAUUACUUGAAAGGGUUGAUUUAUGUCAGUUUCUUUCACUACAGUUUCGAGGGAUCUAUGCUAUCCGUUUACGGAUUUGGCCGACCUUUUCUCGCCUGCUCACAAGUUUAUUGCCAGUUUCGUAAUCCUCAAAGGAUUCUCGAAGAGUUCAACAUGGAUCAGAGCUCUUAUUAUUGGUCUGUGAUAGGCCUGCUUGUGUUUUUCCUUGUAGUUAGAGUGGCGGGCUACUUCGCAUUGCGUUUCAAGUUGAAAAAUGUGAUGUAACUAACUUCCUAAUUACAAUAUCGUUGUGUAGUUCUCUUUUAUUUGAUAAUUAAAAGAAUAAUUGAAGAAA